Molecule: messenger RNA, 2569 nt
Organism: Polypterus senegalus (gray bichir)
Lineage: Eukaryota; Metazoa; Chordata; Cladistia; Polypteriformes; Polypteridae
Gene: vps28
Product: VPS28 subunit of ESCRT-I
Exons: 10
Coding region: 888-1571 (227 amino acids)
Biological process (GO): protein transport to vacuole involved in ubiquitin-dependent protein catabolic process via the multivesicular body sorting pathway
Cellular component (GO): ESCRT I complex
Molecular function (GO): protein-containing complex binding
Source: RefSeq, a predicted model, not a curated record
AACAGUAACAAUUUGUUACCUGGUGUGGCUGUGUGCUGUCUGCCUUAUCGACACUUUUUUUUUUUUUUCUCUAUCAGUGACAGGUAGCAGUGAACUCGUGUGACAGUAAACAUCAGUAAACCUGGGCUUUACUUGACUUUGGGGGACACUGAAAAUGCAACAUCUUCUGACCCUGCUGCUUCUUAUUUGUCUCUGGUGUUUUUGAGAGUGCCAUCCAUAGUAAUGUUUAUGUCUGGAAUGCUUUAUUCUGAUUUUUAGCGCAGUGUAUAAACCAGACAAACACAGUACACUCAACCAUUAUUGCAAAUUAUUUUCUUUUACAAAGAACCGUAUAUGUGAGCAGUAUACACCUGAGAUAUAGUAGUAGUAUUGUCAUGUAACAGACUGAACCAGAGUGGGGGACAAACAAAUCCCAUUCAGUUUGUGUGAUUGCCAGCCUUCUAAAAUUCCAGGUUCUAUGUGUUUAAUAAAGAAAAGGGUUUUUGGUUCACAGCUGAAACACCAGUAAAAUGUAAAAUUGAGUUAUAUUGAAUUGCCAUGUCUUUACACCACAAACAUCUUAGUUAAAAGAUCUCCUCUCUGGUGUACUGCCAGUGAUGAGCUGCAAAUCUGCGGUCUCUGGCUCAGAAGUGAGCGCUUUUCAGUAUGAGCUAAAAGUAGAGUUCCCUCUGUCAGCUGCGUACAGCCUAGCUCUGAACACUGUGAGUGCUGCACUUUCCUGCUGACUACACCUUCAUAUUUUGCGCAGCAUCAACGCUUCAAUCCACCCAUCCACAGUGCAAAUCCCUUCCGCGUCACCAGUUGAAUAGCUGUGGACUCAAAUCAUCUUGGUUGCAUCACACCAAGGCUAUCUCUUAAGAGUCUAGCUGACACUUGAACCUAUCAACAUGUUUCAUGCUGUUUCCUCCAAUGCUGGGAUCGGAGGAGGUGGGGGCAGCGGAGGAGUAAAUAAACCAGAACUGUAUGAGGAAGUGAAGUUAUACAAAAAUGCAAGGGAACGUGAGAAGUAUGACAAUAUGGCUGAACUGUUUGCUGUAGUAAAAACUCUCCAAGCCCUAGAAAAGGCAUAUAUCAAGGACUGUGUUACCCCAAAUGAAUAUACUGGUGCCUGCUCCAGACUACUGGUUCAAUACAAGGCUGCUUUCAAGCAAGUACAGGGUUGUGAUGUGGGUACCAUUGAUGAUUUCUGUAGGAAGUUCAGGCUCGAUUGCCCAUUGGCAAUGGAAAGAAUUAAAGAAGAUCGUCCAAUUACUAUCAAAGAUGACAAAGGCAAUCUCAACCGGUGCAUUGCUGACAUUGUUUCACUCUUCAUUACAGUAAUGGAUAAACUGCGAUUAGAGAUAAGAGCCAUGGAUGAGAUCCAACCAGAUUUGAGGGAGUUAAUGGAGACAAUGAACAGGAUGAGCAACAUGCCUGUUGAUUUUGAAGCAAAAGAGAAAGUCAGCUUGUGGUUGGCAACACUCAGUGGGAUGUCUGCUGCUGAUGAGUUAGACGAUUCCCAGGUCCGGCAGAUGUUGUUUGAUUUGGAAUCUGCAUACAAUGCUUUUAACCGCUUCCUGCACUCUUCUUAGAUAACAUCUUUGGAGUGUCCUGGAGUCGAUGUCAAGAUGUUUGCCUGCACCUUUGGAUUUUAUUUUCAAGUUUGCAGGAUUCAGUACCAUUUAUACAUUUUCCAAUUAGUUAAUCCCUCAGUUUUUAUUCACAGAGAUUUAUAACUGUAAAGACAUUGUAAAAUGUAAUUACAGUAUUACUAUUUUACGAAAGGGGCUUAUGGUGUAUCAUUAACAUGAAGUAAUCUGAUAAACACAACUGCAUCACCCUUUUUUCCUGUAAAACUUUAAAUUGUUGGCCACCAGGAUGCGCUGUGCAUUAACUUUUACUUUAAAAUAAAAUGAGUGCAGGAAUACCUUUAGACGAUAAGCAUUGUAAUCACAGUCAAAAAGCCAAUCAAAGACAUAUUUUUAUUAUUUUCUGUAACUCUUAUAUUGCUAAUAUCAUUUUGGUUUCUUGUAUAUUAAAUAGAACUAAUAUGGCAGGCAUAACACCCAGCAGUUGACAGUAAUGUCAACGGAUCAGUCUGCCAGUAGAAUCAUAGUUUGAUAGCUGCUAUUAAUACAUUUUUACCACAUAUUUCAAAUAUAUUUUCACUUAUUACUAUACAUUCAAGUGUAAUUUGGACGUCUGGUGUCAGAAGAAGGAGGAUGGCUGUUUAUGAGCGUGAAACUAAGUGACUCCGUGAUAAGACUUUUGUAUUUUUUCUAACUUUCAGGGAUUUGCACUUGGGUGUCAGAAAUAUUUUAUAUUGUUUAAAUAUCUGGAAAGUUUAAAGAUAACAAAAUUUGUCCCAUGAAUGCUGUGCACUCAGCAUUUUGUUGUGAGAUUUGUGUAAAUUGUAACUUGUUUACUAUAAGGAGAAUUGAGUUAUAAAUCCUUACACAAAUGUGCCAUCAGAUACAAAGUCCCUAAUCAAUAGCUUUGAAAUUCAGUAAUUGAUUUAAUUGUAUUUAUUUAUAGGAAGGGUCUCUGAAACCUUGUAAAUAAAAAGUAUUGAAUUAAAAUUGAAAAUCUA